CCAUUGCUUAACUCACACACUGUAAGAAGAAAAAUGCUAGAGUGAUUCGAAGGAAAGAACAGAGGAAAAGAAAGCAAGAACUAGUUGCUGCCGGAAGAGGAAGACCAAGAAGAAUGUAUUCGAAGAGAAGAAUAGAGGAAAGGAAAGCAAGAUGCCAGAGGAGGAAGACCAAAAUGAAAGGGCAAGGGGGUCUAGGGUGCCCAGAGGACUUAUCAGGUCCAUCCCUUGGAAGUAAUGGAUUUCUUGGGGAUGAUGAAUCAACGGCACAAAACUUUGUGCAGAGAGAAUUGCGUCGAAAGCAUUCAGUUGUUGGCACUCCUGACUAUUUAGCCCCUGAAAUACUUCUCGGCACAGGACAUGGAGAUCGGUGGUCUGUGGGUGUCAUUCUUUAUGAAUUACUCAAGGGUAUCCCUCCAUUCAAUGCUGAAACCCCACAGCAUGUGAUCCCACCGGUUGCAGGAUAUUUUUGACAAUAUAAAGAAUAGAAAUAUACCUUGGCCCAAGGUACCAGAAGAGAUAAGCUAUGAAGCACAGGAUCUGAUAGACAAAUUGUUAACAGAAAAUCCUGUUCAAUGACUAGGAGCAACAGGAGCUGGAGAGGUUAAGGAGCAUCCUAGUUUCAAGGACAUUAGCUGGGACACGCUUGCAAGGCAAAAGCAGCAGAAGCCCAUGGUGCAAGUUACUUUAUGAGCCGUUAUACAUGAAACCCAGAGGAUGAUCAUGUUCAUGGAGGUAGGCACUUUGAUGAGUUGACCGAUACUUGUAGCACAGAUUCUCUCAGCAAUGUACAGGAUGAAUAUGGGGAUGAGUGUGGCAGUUUGACAGACUUCCGUGACCCAACCCUUGCCGUGAAGUACUCGUUUAAUAAUUUCUCAUUUAAGAACCUGUUGUUACAGUUCCCUUCCAUCAAUUAUGAUCUGAUUGUCAAGAGCACAAAGGGAGCAGCAGAAUCGUCCAAAACCAUUCGUGCCAUGAUUGACGCCUGUUUGCACGCAGCUUACCUUUCAUCUUCAAUGCAAUCACUUCUCUAAGUGAUUCCUUCACAAAGGAAAUUUGCCACCACAGUAAAGUUCAAGAAUGUCCAAUGCGGUUAAGCGGCUUUUGUUGGAAGUACAACUGUUACUCUUCCUGAAGAAAAAUUGUCAUCCAAU
Molecule: messenger RNA, 1151 nt
Organism: Rubroshorea leprosula
Lineage: Eukaryota; Viridiplantae; Streptophyta; Magnoliopsida; Malvales; Dipterocarpaceae
Source: the annotation of a GenBank genome assembly